GCCGGCCGCAACGCUAUUUUGUUCUGAAGUGUUUGAACGGCUCGGACGUGAGGCCUCGGACCAGCACCCUAUCUGCGAACCGAGGUCCAGGCGGCGUCCGGCCCCUGCCCAGCCCUGCUCGUCUCUCUUACCGGGCCAUGGGCUCUUGUCCGCAUUCGCUUCACUGAUUCCCAGUGUCCAGCCCUGACCAUGAACCCGGCGGCGAUGCCUCCGCUGCUGAGCUGCGGCCUGUCUGAGCCCAACCCCGUCACGCUGGCGCUGCGGAACGACUUGGGCUCCAACAUCAACCACCUCAAGACCCUCAACCUGCGUUUCCGCUGCUUCCUGGCUAAGGUCCAUGAGCUAGAGCGACGCAACAAGCUACUGGAGAAGCAGCUGCAGGCGGCCCAGGGGCUGCGGAGGAAUCGGCUGGGCCGCACCCGGGCUGUAGCCACCCAGACGCUGCUGGAUUGCUACAGUUACUCGGUCGGCGGUUACAGUUAUACUCCCAGUUCCACAUACACACCCGGCGCCGGUUUCUCCAGCGGCACCGGAUCCGGCUACACACCCGGAGCCGUUUACUCCCCCGGCACCGGAUCCGGCUACACACCCGGAGCCGGUUUCUCCCCCGGCACCGGGUCCGGCUACACGCCCGGAGCCGGUUUCUCCCCCGGCACCGGGUCCGGCUACACGCCCGGAGCCGGUUUCUCCCCCGGCACCGGGUCCGGCUACACGCCCGGAGCCGGUUUCUCCCCCGGCACCGGGUCCGGCUACACGCCCGGAGCCGGUUUCUCCCCCGGCACCGGGUCCGGCUACACGCCCGGAGCCGGUUUCUCCCCCGGCACCGGGUCCGGCUACACGCCCGGAGCCGGUUUCUCCCCCGGCACCGGGUCCGGCUACACGCCCGGAGCCGGUUUCUCCCCCGGCACCGGGUCCGGCUACACGCCCGGAGCCGGUUUCUCCCCCGGCACCGGAGCCGGUUUCUCCCCCGGCACCGGGUCCGGCUACACACCUGGUACGGCUUCCAGUUCUGCUUACACCCCCGGCUCGGGGUCUCUGCCUCACCACCAUUACCCGAGCCGCCUCCCUGGAACUAUUUGGAGUUUCACUCACAUCAGAAAGGUGGGAGGUGGCCUAGAGACGGUGCAGGGACCCGGCGUGUCUUGGACCCACCCGGACGGUGUCGGUGUCCAGAUCGAUACCAUCACCCCCGAGCUGCGGGCCCUCUACAAUGUGCUGGCCAAAGUGAAGAGGGAGCGGGAUGAGUACAAGAAAAAGUGGGAACAAGAAUUCGCACUUAGACAGCACCUACAGGAAAUUGUAGCUGCACUGCAGGUGGAUUCUCAGGAAGCUGAGGCCAUUCAGAAGGAACUCAAUGAGAAAGUGGAAAAACUGAAGUCAGAGCUAGUUGUGUUUAAGGGGCUGAUGAGUGAUGUAAGUACUUUACAGCAAAUGUCUGAUUUGGAUACCAAGAUUCAAGAGAAAGCUAUGAAAGUAGAUAUGGAUAUCUGUCGGAGGAUUGACAUCACUGCCAAGCUCUGUGAUGUGGCACAGCAGCGAAACUCUGAGGACAUGAGCAAAAUGUUCCAGGUAACAACUGUCAGCAAAAAGAAAGAGAAAAAGCCAGCAUGUGAUGAUGAGAGCUCAGAAACUGAUGGGGAUACCACACGGCACUCUGAUGAUGAUGUUAGCACGUCUCUCAAUAUAACUGAUGAAAUGAAGCGAAUGCUCAAUCAACUUCGAGAGACAUUUGACUUUGAGGAUGACUGUGACAGUUUGAGCUGGGAAGAAAAUGAAGAAACUCUACUGCUUUGGGAAGAUUUUGCUGAGUACACAGCUAUUGUGGAGCCUCCAACUGAGGAUACCUGGAUGGCACAAUGUGUGGAGAUUACAGAUGAAACUUUGGAAACAGUUAUUAAAGAAACUGAAUCGCUCUUCAAAACUAGAGAAAAGGAGUAUCAGGAAACCAUUGACCAAAUAGAGCUGGAAUUGACCAGUGCCAAAAGCGAUAUGAACCGCCACCUCCAUGAAUACAUGGAAAUGUGCAGUAUGAAACGUGGCCUCGAUGUGCAAAUGGAAACCUGUCGGCGGCUCAUUAAACAAUCAGGAGGGAGAAAAUCUCCAUCAUUCAGUUCUGCAGCAAGUAGUGACUCAGGGAACACAGAUGAAAUCACUGAUGAAUUUGAACGAGAUGGUGAAGGUGAUAGUUCUGUGAGCUGAUGAACCGAUAUCUAGGAAAUGGACUCCAUCUGCCUGUACCUACAGCAGUUACCUUUAACCCUAUUUUUUCUAGGGUGCAAAGGGCUUUGUUCAUGUACAUUUAGUCAAGCCCUGAGUAUUGGUGUUGUACAAAACAGUACCAUAAGAUGAAAUUAGCAAAACAUUGAGGAUUUUCACCUGGUGCAGAAACCCACCAUGAUGUUGACUACUAUGCAAGCGGCUUGCCUUACAAAUCAAGAGCCUUCACCUCCCUGGAGGAGACUAACUCUGCAGCAUCUUUUGAAAGAGAAACAAAAUGAUAUCUUCUGAAAUAUGUAUGGUAGCUGUUAAUGAUUAUAGAAUGGGAUAAUGGAAUGGUUUAUUUAUGAAGUGUUCAUUUUAUUCAUUUGAUGGGAUCGCUGGCCAUUCUGGGCUUGUACAGGUUUUUAAUGUAAACAUUUCGAAUCUGAUUAUACUGCUGUAUCUAAGUAAGCAAUUGCUGAAACAGUUUGAACUGUUUGGUCUGGUGUAUCCAUUCUGCACUGAAAGUUAGAAUGUAAACCUUGAUUGUCUUCAUUCUCUAAACUGAAGUUGCUGUAGGGCUGAAUUGUGACCUCUACAUAAUCGUCAUUUCAUUGGGCUGUAUUCAGUAUCUUAAUACUGCCAGUGUUGUAUGUGGGCAUAAAUUAUUCUAAAAUCCAUAUAGGAUGCUCUUCAUUUCUGAAAAAUGGAUUACAUUUAUAAUUUGAAAACUGGAUAAUCCAUUCACUAGAUAAACCAUUACUUACACAAAAAGUAAACUUUGGAUAACCAUACACGAUCAGGAUCACCUUGAUUUUUACCUUUUUUCUGAAUUGUUGAGCUUCACUUUGACACUGGCCCUAGAAAGAAUCUAGAUGGAAUAUGCCUUGAGGUUGUGCAGAAUGGAAAUACAUGGGAGUGAAUGAUUCACUGACUAUGAAUAAUGGACUUUGGUGCUUCUGUUCUGUAAAUUUUGCAUAUGAUAUCAAUUACAAUCCUUAGAAUCCUGCAAAUAAUUUUAAAACAAAUCAUACCUCAGUCCUUAUUAAAAGGAAAUGUUAUUUAUGAAAUACUAUCAUUUUUAAAGUGUUCUAAUAAAUUAACCAUCAACCAGCUGCAACUUCAUAUGGAAUGUUGCUUCGGUGUAGGUACUUCCAGUUGUGAAAGAUCCAGACCAGGUAACACAAGCACCUGAGCUUAUGAGCUUUUGCCUCACAUGCAGGAUGUUCCAGUCACAGCACUCCUAUUCCGUCCACAAGUGGUGAUGUUUGGUACAAAAAAUGUUAGUUCAUUGCUGUCUUUUGCCCUUUUAUCAGUUUAGCAUGUAUAAGUUCAGUUUGUAUUUUAUUGUUUGAGACUGCAUAGACUCCCUGGGGAUGUAUCAGUGUUUAAAUAACGGGCCUUCCAUUUUGCCUGUCUGAUCGUAGUGUAGAAUGUCACCAUCUGUAAUGCACCACCUUGGAAAUGUUGACUCCAAACUGGUGUUCUUAACCUUCAAAAUAAUUGUGCAUAGUUGAUUUUUAAGUGCCCACCACGUCUAGAUUGAUAAUUAUAUAUUUUCUCAUUCUUUAGCCUAUCAAUUGUGUGAGUUUCAUCACAGUUACUUUUGAGCUGGUGUUUGUCUGGAUUAUUCCAGCAGCUUGGUAACUCAGCCUGUGAUUAUUUUUGCCUUAGUUUUUGCUGUAAUGUACCAUCUUCACAUUCAUAGCAGUCUAUGAUUAAACAAUUUUGGUGAUUGGGUGAAGUUCUGGGAAUGUAAAUUCUAUUUUUGUACAUAAUGAAAGACUUCUCUGAAAGCUAUAUAUAGGAAGGAGGGACUGUUAUGAAAGGAGAACAAUCUCUCGAGCUUAACUUGGUCCCAUCUUUCAACAAGCUUUAAAUAAAAAAUGUCACUCAAAUUGUUUCAAUGAUUAAUAUACAUUUGUAUAGGACUGAGUGAUAUAUUGUCCUGUUGCCUGUGCAUUCUGCUUCAAGUGUCAUGAUUGAGUAUCUCAGGCCAUAAUAAAUAAUGGUUUUAAUAGGGUAAAGUUGACACUGAUGCAACAGCGAAUGCUGCACUUGUGGGAGCCUGCAAGUACAGGGAGAAUUAAUUGGACUCAGCAGAAAGAAUUGUACUUUUGCUUUUGCAGUUUCCCAAGGAAUAAUGCCAAUGCUCAUGCAAAAAUGAAAAUGUUAGUAAUUUUAAAUCCCUAUCUAUGGCAACCACUGAAUUAUAAAAACUGCUAUAAUUUGGUCAACCAGCCUGUUUCUUGUAUUAAGUGUUAUGGUAGCUAGAAUUAAUAAAUUUACCCUUUUAUGCAAGUAUUUACAUUUGAUGUAUGGAGCAUAACUGAAGAGAUCUGGAGAAAGACUUUCAUACUCCAAAUACUAAGGUGAUUAUCAAAGGUAUUGUACAGGUAUUCCUGUAAGUAAAUCAAACAGCUCUAUUGAAUUUUCUGAAGGAGGGUCUAGGUCCGAAAUGUCAGCCGAACUGCUCCUCUGAUGCAACUUGGUCUGUUGUGUUCAUCUAGCUCUACACCUUGUUAGCUCUAUUGAUGCUUUUUCCAGUAAUGGAUUGUGAUUUGGCAAACUGAACAAAAGUACUAAACACCUUAAUUUCUAAAUUUUACUGUGUCUGAGUAAUUAAGAGCAAGUUACUUAAACGCUUAAUCCAUAUCUUGUAUCUUGCAUCUAUUUCAGUAUAUACAUGGAAACAUUUCUUUCAUUCAUACUUUUGUGGUCUUUUUGCACUUUUCUGAAAUGUAAGAAAAGCUAACUGAUUAGGUGAAUUUUCAUUGUGCAGCUUUCAUCUACUGGUUGGUUGGUACUGGUGAAACACUAAUUUGUAAUGAUCAAUGUACUUUGCCAAUAUUGUACAGGGUUCCUGUCUUUUUUUAAAAAAAGCCAUUUACUGAGCUACCUGUGAAUAAAGGAAAGAUCUAAAUUGUAAAACUGGUCCAAAGCAAUUGGAUGAAACUCCAGUCAAAACCAAUGUUCAGUUGUGUCCCCCUCUCCUGUCCCAUAUUGAGGUUAGUCCACUGUUCGGGACAUUUUUUCUCCUCUGGAGUUUGGCAGUGUGAACGUAAUGUUCAUUGUGAGACUGUGUAAAUAGUUUGAACGGGUUUUUUAAACGAAUAUUAUUGAAAGCAAUUAGCUUAACAUUGAGCCCCAGAAUUGGAAAACGUUAAGUGUACCAGCUAGAAUGGUUAUUAGAUUGUGCAAUGCUGAUUUGGUAUUAAAUCUCCGUGAGGAUGACGCGUACUCUUGCUCUCCGACAAUUUCGAAAAUAAACUUCAUGCACUCUAAUUGUUGCUUCGGUGAUUUAUGCUCUGUGCCGUUAAUCAAGGACUUGGGACCGUUGCAUGUUUAAUGAUUUGACUUUGCAGUUUCUGUCCCUUCCACUGUUUAGUGACUACCAGUUGGCGUCCUUUGUUUUGUCUUUUUUCUUUUAAACUUCGUACCCUGGCAAGGAUGGCUUUGUAGUGGCUAUUAAAUAGAUUGUUGUGUGGAACUUUUGUUUCCUCGUUGACAGCAGUGUUCAAAGCUUGUUUGUAGGAGUUCAUAUGGAAGAGGAUUUUUUUCAACAAGAUAUUCUGACUGCUGUUUUCUUGUCACUUAAUGGAGGCUAACAUUUGUUUUAUUGUUGGUUCAGAUAUCUGAACCGACAAGAGUAACGAUUACAAUUGGUUAUUGAGCAAGAAUUGAAAUAUCAAUAAAAUGACGUACUUUUCGCGGCUAUCGCCACCGUGUGGCGUUGUCCAGAAAGUAACUUUUCUAUUGCAUUAACUUGACAUCAGCCAUUUUAUAUAUAAUCCCAUCGUAUUCUACAAAUAUGGAUGUGAUUUUAAUUUAUUCCAAAGUGUGAAUGCGACACUGACUUAAUUGUCAACAUCAUGGGAUCCCAUGAAGGGUUAUCAAAGGUGCAAAAUUGUCAAUUUAUUCAGAUAAAAGCUUG
Stegostoma tigrinum is the source of this 6133-nucleotide messenger RNA. RefSeq names its product intermediate filament family orphan 2b (gene iffo2b). Lineage: Eukaryota; Metazoa; Chordata; Chondrichthyes; Orectolobiformes; Stegostomatidae. Bases 190 to 2199 code for a protein of 669 amino acids. The transcript is spliced from 10 exons. The record is from RefSeq and is a predicted model, not a curated record.